Molecule: messenger RNA, 291 nt
Organism: Henningerozyma blattae CBS 6284
Lineage: Eukaryota; Fungi; Ascomycota; Saccharomycetes; Saccharomycetales; Saccharomycetaceae
Gene: CLC1
Product: clathrin light chain CLC1
Exons: 1
Coding region: 1-291 (96 amino acids)
Biological process (GO): intracellular protein transport; vesicle-mediated transport
Cellular component (GO): clathrin coat of coated pit; clathrin coat of trans-Golgi network vesicle
Molecular function (GO): structural molecule activity
Source: RefSeq, a predicted model, not a curated record
AUGCAGAAGACCAAAAAAAAAUUACAAGAUGCUGCCAUUAAGCAUGUUGAUGAAUUUUAUGAAUCAUAUAACAAUAAGAAAGAACAACAAUUGAAGCAAGUUAGAGAAGAAGCCGAGAAGUUUUUGAAAGAAAGAGACGAAUUUUUCAAUCAAGAAAACACAACAACCUGGGAUCGUGCGUUACAAUUAAUCAACGUUGACGAUGCUGAUAUUGUUGGUGGUAGAGAUAGAUCCAAGUUCAAGGAAAUUCUUUUGAAAUUAAAAGGCAAUGCUAAUGCACCAGGUGCAUAG